UUCUACGGUUCCAAACCGCGCCCAAUGCGGUGGUAUGCCCCUUAGGGCCUUAGCUUCAUUUGAGGUUGGUAGUGACAAAGGGACAAAACACUCGGGAGAUCAUGCCAAACCAUUCAUCGGACAAACCGAGAUAAUCCCAUCUGGGUUCGCCUUCCCUCUCCAUAUCAGCACAAAGACGUAAUGGAAAUCUGGGCCAUCGCCUGUAGAACGCUGUUCAUGGAAUAGGCAAGUUCCUUUUCAUUCUCUUGAUGCCUCCCAGCUCUGUUCCUUAGCUUUUUUCUGGGCGAUCAACUGUUGAAAGGGCGAUUCUUGUUGGUUCCUCCGUUGGUUCGAAUCGGGUUUUAGAAGCCUUGAGGUGUUUCUUGAUCGAGAGAAAUCGAGGAUGUCUUCAAUUGCCACGGACAUGUCGCUGAAUGGAAGCAUGAGAGGUCACGACACCGCCAACUCAAUCUUUGAGAUCGACGACUCCGAUAUUCUGAAGUUAAUGGACAGGCCAAGGCCGCUAAACAUAGAGAGAAACAGAUCGUUCGACGAGAAGUCUUACUGUGAGAUGUCCAUCACUUUAUCGCCUCGGCUUUCUUAUAGGGUGGCUGACAACUUUCGCCUUGUAGACCAUCUUGAGUAUGUGUACUCUCCAGGAAGAAGGUCGGGCUUUCACACACCAAGAUCCGAGAGUUACUACGAGGCGCACCCUAUGAUUGCUGAUGCGUGGGAAGCCCUGGGAAGGUCUAUGGUUCUCUACCGGGGGCAACCUGUUGGGACUAUCGCCGCUCUGGAUCAUUCUGUAGAAGAACUGAACUAUGAUCAGGUCUUUGUUAGAGACUUUUUCCCGAGCGCAUUGGCGUUUCUGAUGAAUGGCGAGACGGAAAUAGUGAAGAAUUUCCUUCUCAAAACCCUUCUCCUCCAAUCACGAGAGAAGAUGGUGGACCAGUUCAAGCUAGGAGAAGGGGUGAUGCCUGCGAGCUUCAAGGUGAUCCAUCACCCGGCAAGGAAUUCCGAGACCUUGACUGCAGACUUUGGCGAGACCGCAAUAGGGAGAGUAGCCCCAGUGGACUCAGGAUUCUGGUGGAUCAUAUUGCUCCGUGCGUAUACCAAGUCCACAGGCGAUUCAUCCUUGGCAGAAUUGCCCGAGUGCCAAAGGGGCAUGCGCCUUAUCCUGAGCUUAUGCCUCUCGGAAGGCUUUGACACGUUCCCGACGCUGCUCUGUGCAGACGGAUGCUGCAUGAUUGACAGGAGAAUGGGUGUAUACGGGUAUCCGAUCGAAAUCCAGGCCCUCUUUUUUAUGGCGCUCCGAUGUGCCCUGGUCUUGCUUAAGCAAGACAGCGAGGGCAAGGACUUCAUGGAGCGGAUUGUGCAGCGCCUCCACGCAUUGAGUUACCACAUGAGGAACUAUUUCUGGCUGGACCUGAAGCAGCUCAAUGACAUAUACCGGUACAAGACCGAGGAGUAUUCUCACACGGCAGUCAACAAGUUCAACGUGAUGCCCGAUUCUCUUCCUGAUUGGGUGUUUGAUUUCAUGCCAAGACGCGGCGGUUACUUUGUCGGGAACGUGAGCCCAGCGAAGAUGGAUUUCCGGUGGUUCUGUUUGGGCAACUGCGUGGCCAUUCUGUCGUCUCUGGCGACCCCUGAACAGUCUGUAGCCAUAAUGGAUCUGAUAGAAGAACGCUGGGAAGAGCUGGUCGGCGAGAUGCCGCUGAAGAUAUGCUAUCCGGCGAUAGAAAACCACGAAUGGAAGAUCGUCACAGGAUGCGACCCGAAGAAUACUCGGUGGAGCUAUCACAAUGGAGGGUCUUGGCCAGUGCUUCUCUGGCUCCUCACGGCGGCCUGCAUCAAGACGGGGCGCCCACUAAUAGCGAGGCGCGCCAUCAAGCUCAUCGAGAGCCGGUUAUCAAAGGACCACUGGCCCGAGUACUAUGACGGGAAGCUCGGCAGGUACGUUGGGAAGCAGGCUCGGAAAUUCCAGACCUGGUCCAUCGCCGGUUACUUGGUGGCCAAGAUGCUGUUUGAGGACCCGUCUCACUUGGGUAUGGUCUCGCUCGAGGAAGACAGACAGAUGAAGCCCCUAAUAAAAAGAUCUGCUUCUUGGACCUGUUAACCACAUAUAAAUGUUCCCUCCCAAAAGUCUAGGAGCUUUAUAAUACAGCUUAUUCACAGUAUGAAUUCAUGAACAUUUUUGAAGAUCGAUGCGACAAGUAAGUUGGUUUGGCGACAAUAACGGAGAUGAGUUACUUUACCAUAUGUGAAUGCUAUCACAUGAACGGACCAGUUCUGUGUUAAUCUGUUUCUCCUCGUUCACAGGAUCACUGCAUCGCCACGAGCACUGUCUGAAGCAAGUUGCUGAGGUUUUUGCCUUCAAUCAGUAAUGAGAAAAAAGCUUUCGGGGUCCGGUUUAGGAAAUAAUUUCGUUGCAAAUCUUCGAGUUAUCGCCUCACCUAGGGUUGCAAGAAUGUGAGAGGAGGAUCCAACAUGACGCAACAGAUCUAAGACACGAUUUGAAUUGAGUUGGCCAAAAUUUCAAUGGCUCUUGCGAAAAUCUGCAGUUCAGACGGUGUCCAUGUAACCAGGCUGAGGAAUGCUAUUUACAAUGAUACUAGUUUUUACAUAUUUGAGACAUGGAGA
This is a messenger RNA of Rhodamnia argentea, 2619 nucleotides long. RefSeq names its product probable alkaline/neutral invertase B. Gene Ontology annotation, biological process: sucrose catabolic process. The transcript is spliced from 5 exons. The coding region runs from base 383 to 2095 and encodes 570 amino acids. Gene Ontology annotation, molecular function: endo-alpha-N-acetylgalactosaminidase activity; sucrose alpha-glucosidase activity. The record is from RefSeq and is a predicted model, not a curated record. Lineage: Eukaryota; Viridiplantae; Streptophyta; Magnoliopsida; Myrtales; Myrtaceae.